This is a messenger RNA of Symbiodinium necroappetens, 1932 nucleotides long. Lineage: Eukaryota; Dinophyceae; Suessiales; Symbiodiniaceae. The record is from the annotation of a GenBank genome assembly.
AUGAGCCAUCUGGGCAGGGCAUUCCUCGCUCCCGGAACACUGAGCACGCCGGCUGGUGCUUCAAUCCAAGCUCCUUGCGGACGGACGGACCGGACGGACCGGACAGGACGCACAGCCGGCCAGUCCGGUGGAGCUUUCCAGUCAGCCAUGGCUGGCGCCGUGGCAGCUUCGGCCCUCGUAGCUUUGCAGAAGCUUGGGCUUCGCUCGAGCUCGGGCGUGCAGCGUCGUGCGUUCUCAGCGGCCAAGUCUCUGAGACAUCAGCCACUCAAGCAGCGGGCUUCUUUGACUGGUCGCAUGGCUGCCACGGUGCUGGCUCCUCCAGGUGAGCUUCUCGGUGUGGCACCAGACGAGAAAUACAACGUUCCGGCCGGUGUCCGAGAGAAGCUCGGCAAGGAUCUCUUGUUGAACCCCAAGCAUCCUCUGGGGAUCUUGUGGAGAACGGUUCAGGACUAUUUUGCAGAGCAGGAUCCGAACUGCAAGUUCUUCGACACUGAAAAGCCGGUUGUGAACACAGUGGACUGCUUUGACAAGUUGCGAGUUCCGCCAGAGCACCCAUCUCGAUCCCCAUCGGACACGUACUAUGUGAACAAAGACUAUGUCUUGAGAACUCACACUUCUGCGCACCAAUGCCAGUUCUUGAGCCAGUAUCCCAAAAUUACAUCCUUCUUGUGUGCCGGCGAUGUCUACAGGAGAGAUGAGAUUGAUGCAUCGCACUAUCCAGCCUUCCACCAGUGUGAAGGGGUCAGGCUCUUUGAUGCGGAGAAGGUCUCACGGGAGGAAGUCCUGGAGGAUUUGAAGAAGACUCUUGAAGGCUUGGCCGCCCAUUUGUUCCAGCUUAAGACAGGGGAAGAUACUAUGCGAUGGCUUGACGAGUAUUUCCCCUUUACCGAGCCAUCACUGGAACUGGAGAUCUUCUAUCAGGACGACUGGAUGGAGGUGCUGGGAUGUGGCGUCAUUCACCACGAUGUCUUGCGGAACGCCGGCCUGGACCCGGCGAAGGUCCACGGCUGGGCUUUUGGCCUCGGGCUCGAGCGCCUGGCCAUGGUGCUCUUCGGCAUUCCUGACAUUCGUCUCUUCUGGUCAGAGGAUCCUCGUUUCUCUGAACAGUUUGCCCCGGAGUCCUUUGCCGAGAAGACACGAUUCAAGCCUUUCUCCAAGUAUCCUCCUGUGCUCAAGGACAUCAGCAUGUGGAUCCCAGAGAAUUUUGCUGAUAAUGACCUGUUCGAGAUGAUUCGCGAUGAGGGCGGUGACCAGGUCGAGAAGGUGGAUCUGAUGGACGACUUCACGCAUCCGAAGACAGGAAAAAGAUCAAAGAUGUUCCGAGUGACCUGGCGAGACAUGUCGCGGACUCUGACGAACGAGGAGGUCAAUGCCAAGCACGAGACCGUGCUGGAGUUGAGUUGCGGUAGCGCGGUGGCCACACAUGCCAAGGAGCAGAUCGAUUUCUUGUUUGUAGUGACAAGGCUCACAACGGUACUGCAGGCUGGAGUAAAAAGGUGCUCCAAGUUUCCAUUGCCUGUUAGUCUGCCGGCCAGCUAUCCAACUUUCGAUUGUGAGCUGUGCCGAGAUCUCUCCUGGAGCGUGGUGUCAAGUGUCGCCGAUGUCUUGCGCUUAUUGGACUUCGGUCACAAGAUGCGCGCUGUGGCGAGAACCAACAUGAACGCGGCCUCUUCGCGCUCUCACGCUGUGGCGACUUUCCAGGUGGAGCAGCUCGUGCCAGGACGUGCUUUGGAAGACACGAAGCGGAGGCGGGCACAGCUGCAGACGGUCGAUCUGGCCGGGGCAGCACGCAUGGACCAGAUCGGAGACUCGGAGGGUGCUGCCGAGAGACGGGUCCACCAUGGAGAAGUCAUCCUCCGAGCCCGUCCUCCCACAGGAGGCGUGCCUUCUUGGAGUGCUGAGCCGUGGUCAUGGAAACCCGACUCCAUGUGA